Hippocampus comes (tiger tail seahorse) is the source of this 2762-nucleotide messenger RNA. It is a transcript of the gene galnt13, whose product is annotated as polypeptide N-acetylgalactosaminyltransferase 13. The transcript is spliced from 12 exons. The record is from RefSeq and is a predicted model, not a curated record. Gene Ontology annotation, molecular function: polypeptide N-acetylgalactosaminyltransferase activity. Gene Ontology annotation, cellular component: Golgi apparatus. NCBI's taxonomy places the organism in Eukaryota, Metazoa, Chordata, Actinopteri, Syngnathiformes, Syngnathidae. Gene Ontology annotation, biological process: protein O-linked glycosylation. Bases 458 to 2128 code for a protein of 556 amino acids.
ACAGACGAGAUACAGAGACAUUAGCGAGUCGAUGCGGAGCUGUUACAUUGCAACGAAUCUCUCCUGUUCUCUGUGCGCUAAGACUUCCAGUCGCAGCCGGGGCGCAUGUCUUGACCGGUUUAGCAUAUACACCACGAACCAGCUACGUUUCUGAAGGAGAGAACGAAUUUACAUCUACGACAUCGUGCCAAGGAGUCCGAACAGAUACCGCGAUGGUGGUCAGCACCUCACAGGCGACGACAUCACGCCGGUUUGUUUACUAUGUGCUGAGACCAAGAUCAACUCCGUGUGCAUUUGACACGCCACGGGAGGAUUCAUUCAUUGCCAGUCCAAGCAAGCACUGACGUCUCCUUACGAGCAUGAUGCCGGCUUUUCAAAGCUGUCCGGUCUCCUUCCAAAGUCCUCCUGCCAUCUUCAGAUCCCCCCAACAGCUGAGCUCUCUCGAGCAGACGAUUUGAUGCGCCGCUUUGCCUACUGCAAGGUGGUCUUGACCACUUCUUUGGUCUGGGUGCUGGUGGACGUCUUCUUGUUGCUCUAUUUCAGCGAAUGUAACAAAUGUGACGACAGGAAGGACCGCUCGCUGCUUCCCGCCCUCCGCGCCGCCAUCUCCCGUAGCCACGAGGGCCCCGGCGAGAUGGGCAAGUCUGUGAACAUCCCCAAAGAGGAGCACGAGAAGAUGAAGGAACUCUUUAAGAUCAACCAGUUCAACCUGAUGGCCAGCGAUAUGAUUGCACUCAACAGGAGCUUGCCGGAUGUGCGCUUGGAUGGCUGCAAGACCAAGGUGUACCCGGACCACCUGCCCAACACCAGCAUCGUCAUCGUAUUCCACAACGAGGCAUGGAGCACGUUGCUGCGGACGGUCCGCAGCGUCAUCAAUCGCUCUCCCAGACACUUAGUUGUGGAAAUUGUGCUGGUGGACGACUUCAGUGAGCGAGACUUCUUAGGGAAAAAGUUGGAGGACUACGCUCGGACCCUUGAAGUGCCGGUGAAGAUCCUGAGGAUGGAGGAGCGUUCGGGUCUCAUCCGAGCCAGAUUGAGAGGGGCGGCUGCCACCAAAGGGCAGGUCAUCACCUUCCUGGAUGCCCACUGUGAGUGCACGGUGGGAUGGCUGGAACCCUUGCUGGCCCGCAUCAAAGAGGACAGGACAGCCGUGGUGUGCCCCAUCAUUGACGUCAUCAGCGACGAGACCUUCGAAUACAUGGCGGGCUCGGACAUGACCUACGGCGGGUUCAACUGGAAGCUGAAUUUCCGCUGGUACCCGGUUCCCCAGCGGGAGAUGGAUCGACGCAAGGGCGACAGAACGCUUCCCGUCAGGACGCCCACCAUGGCGGGAGGUCUCUUCUCCAUCGACAAAACAUACUUUGAAGAAAUAGGAAGCUACGAUCCAGGGAUGGACAUCUGGGGUGGAGAGAACCUGGAGAUGUCUUUCAGGAUCUGGCAGUGUGGCGGUUCCUUGGAGAUUGUCACGUGUUCCCACGUCGGCCAUGUUUUCCGGAAGGCUACUCCUUACAGUUUCCCCGGAGGAACGGGCCAAGUCAUCAACAAGAACAACAGGCGGCUGGCAGAAGUCUGGAUGGAUGAUUUCAAAGAUUUCUUCUACAUCAUAUCACCAGGGGUGAUGCGCGUGAACUACGGCGACGUCUCUUCCCGCAAAUCUCUCCGCGGAGCCUUGAAGUGCAGACCCUUUUCCUGGUAUCUGGAGAACAUCUACCCGGAUUCCCAGAUCCCGAGAAGAUAUUACUCGCUUGGAGAAAUCAGGAAUGUUGAGACCAACCAGUGCGUCGACAACAUGGGAAGAAAGGAGAACGAGAAAGUUGGCUUCUUCAACUGCCACGGCAUGGGCGGGAACCAGGUGUUCUCAUACACGGCGGACAAAGAAAUCCGGACGGACGACCUCUGCUUGGACGUGUCCCGCCUCAACGGGCCUGUCGUCAUGCUCAAGUGUCACCACAUGAAGGGCAAUCAAAUGUUUCAGUAUGAUGCCGAGAGACUCACCCUGCUGCAUGUGAACAGCAACCAGUGUUUGGACAUGCCCUUGGAGGAGGACAAGAUGGUCCCCACUCUGAGGGACUGCAACGGAAGCCGCUCUCAGCAGUGGCUGCUCCGCAACAUGACCCUGAAUCUCUGAUUCCUCCGCCGCUCGGCCGUCUCACACCAAGUGCAGGUCCGCGCCUUCAUCGUGCGGCUCCAGCCUUUACGCCGCUUUGCUAAUCGCCUCCAUCAUCAUCAUCAUCAUCAUCAUCAUCAUUUCUCGAGAAACCCGCCCCGUAGCACCGGGUCAUCUUGAACUCUGGAGGACUUUCCUUUUCCAGCUCACUUCAGGUUCAAGAGCUGCUGCCCUUGGUGGCGACAUAACAAGCCGCAGAACUGGUCAUUAAAUCUGCCGCUGGGUGUACAAACACCGCUAGUCAAACCACUGCGUAGCUGCUGGACAAACGACGACGACAAAAAAAAAAAAAAGUGAAAAAGUGUCUAUAUGUAAAUGUACAAGACUGCGAUUCCACUGAUGUCCGGGUACAAUCGUUGAAACAACACAAUCUUUGUUGCCGUUCAAGUAAUUCAUCCUCCAUUCGUAUCAGCCCUUUGCAGUCAAGUGAAACUGCUCACUGUCCAGGGAACACACGAUAUUGAACGGCGGAUACCAACGUCCAUAUUUGACUAAAUAUCUGCUUAUGACAUAUCAGCUGGAUUUUAUAUCUUUUUUUUUUUUUUCGGGGUGCGAGAAUAUUCACAUGUUGAAAUAAAGCAGUUUGGAUGUUAAA